Apis cerana (Asiatic honeybee) is the source of this 3518-nucleotide messenger RNA. RefSeq names its product phospholipase B1, membrane-associated. NCBI's taxonomy places the organism in Eukaryota, Metazoa, Arthropoda, Insecta, Hymenoptera, Apidae. Gene Ontology annotation, biological process: phospholipid metabolic process. The record is from RefSeq and is a predicted model, not a curated record. Gene Ontology annotation, molecular function: glycerophospholipase activity.
GACAAAUGCUCACUUCGCUACAUUCAUUUACAAUCUAUUGCACAAAUAUUACUCAUUGACUCUCAAGAGAUUGUUCAGAGAUAAAAAUAUUAAUUAUCUUGAAUGGACGCGUGAGUGCGUAGAGAAAUAAUGGCAAAUAUGUAAUAAAAUUUUCAAUCCCCUUUGGCGGUCAUGCCAGGACAUGGUUGAGGAAAGCUCACGUUCAAGGUUUUCGGCAAUACGAAAAAAAUCGCAUCGAUAAAACGAGGAAAGAAGAGAAAGUUUCGCUUGUAAUAAAUCUUGAGUCACGAUAAAUCUUGGAAGAAAACUUCAGGAGAAGUUCAACGAUAUUUUUAAGAAAAUUUUCAUUCAACUCGUCCUUACGAUGAGAAUAGAAACGAUGCGACUGUCGUUAAUCUUGAUCUUAUUGCCUGCGGUCACAAGUUCAUUCAAGGACUUGGUACGAAGCAUAUUUCAAUCAGGAAGGAUCGAUGUCGAUAAAAAAGGAAUUACGUAUCCUGUAUUGUAUAGUGGCACAAGAAAUCAACCUCAUAUUCCUGAAUACAUUCCGUUUCCGUGUAAUGUAAAAUUUGGAAGAUCACCAUCAACGCCUAACAAUGUACAUCGUUUAAGACCUGGCGACAUAGACGUGAUCGGUAGUCUAGGCGAUUCAUUGGUCGCAGGAAGUGGAGCUCUCGAGGACUACGCAAUAGGAACAUUUAUAGAAGCACGUGGCGUUAGCUGGUGUAUAGGUGGUCAAGGUGAUUGGAGACAGUUCUUAACUCUUCCUAAUUUAUUGAAGGUGUUCAAUCCCAAUUUAAUCGGAUAUUCAACGGGUACAGGUGAAUUUAUUUCAACGAAUGCGAAACUAAAUAUCGCCUUCCCCGUCGCGGCCACGGAAGAUGCAUUUCAACAAGCUCGAAUUCUCGUUCAAAGGAUCAAAAGCAAUCCGAAAAUAAAUGUAAUGAAGCAAUGGAAGCUAAUUACAAUUUUUUUUGGCGCAAAUGAUAUUUGCUCGGCACAAUGCUUCAAUCCUGAACAAUUUUCUCCCCUUCGAUAUGCUCAUCAUUUACGAAGAACGUUGGAUUACUUAAAAUUUGUUUUACCUCGUACAUUGGUCAAUGUUGUACCGGCUAUAGAUGUUACGGUUUCCGUUAGAAUACCACGAAGUCCCAUAUGUCGCAUAUUGCACACAUUUUACUGUGCUUGCCUGCACAAAGGUAGUCGACCAGACAUCGAAGCUUCGAAAAUGUCGCAUCUUUAUCAACAAGCCAUCGAAGCUUUAAUAUAUUCGGGAAGAUAUGACAAAUCUUCGGACUUCACAGUGGUAUUGCAACCAUUUAGUAAAUUAUUCAAUGCACCAAACGCAGAUCCAAGGAAAGCUCAAUCAAUUGAUCCUACUCUGAUAACGUAUGACUGUUUUCACUUUAGCCAAAAGGGACAUGCAUUAGGGGCGAAUUUAUUAUGGAACAACAUGCUGGAACCAGUCGGGAAUAAAACGGAACGAGGACUGCCACAGGUAUUCGAAAGAUUAUUAUGCCCGAACGAGAAGGCUCCGUACAUUUUUACGAACGUGAAUUCGAGACGUUUCCGAUUGACAGGGCGCCAAGAUGGGAUCAUGGCCAGAUAACGUAAAGUAUGUAAAAAGUACCGAUAGCAAACUUUUCACCUGUGAUAAUUGCCAACACGUGUUCUCGAGCAAGAAUUUCAACUCUUUUAAGUUGAAAAUUUUCAAUGGAAAAUUUUGUGUUUUCUCAUGCAGACAGACUUUAUAUCAAUAUGUAUAAUAGCCGAUAUGUUGUGUACACUAUGGCUAUAUCACUAUGCACAUACAUUACCGAUCAAAGGUUUUGAAUCCAUCAAACGAAUCGAAGAAGUUAACAAAGAAAUGUAUCAGAUCAGAAUUUUGCUAGUUUUUUUAUUAAUAUAUUAAAUACAAUUAUUAUUCAAUGAUUGAUCAGAAAAAUUGUCUCAUAAAUAAAUUUAUCUUUUUAAUUGCAAAAAAUUCUGAUUUCUAAUGAAAUUUUGCAUAUAAAUUAUACACGAAUGUUUUAUGAAAAUGAGGCCAUAAAAAAAUAUAAAAUUUUUGGCCAUUAAAUUUUCUUUCUCAAUUCAUGGAUGAAUGUUGGCCAUCCUAAUCCCAAACCACCGUCAAAGACGUAAUGGUGUUUCCAAAGCGGUUAUCCGAGUAUAUUAAUCGAUGUGACGUAGAUUGACUUCGAUGAUCAAAGGAAUCCAGUGAAUCAUGAUACAUAGUAAAAUCUUUGAUAAAUUUGUUUGUUCGAACAAAAUCUAUUAAAACGAAUAAAAUUCCUAUCAACAUAUCGUAAAACAUGAAUUAAAAUUAAAAAAAUCGAAACAAAAGAUUCGAUAUAAUUAUAUUUUAAUAAAUAAAUCGAUUCCGAACAAAUUGAUCGGUAGUGUUAUGUCUAUAGUAAUAUAUUCUGCGAUAAUUGAAGAGUAUGUCAAUAAUGAGUGUGUUUUUUAAGUGAAAUAGGAAAAACUAAUUUUUGUUUUUUUUUUGUUUUAUUUUUUUAUUAAAACCUUUGUUCUUCUUAAGAUAAGAUGACCAUUAGCGAUGAAAACGAAUCGAAACUGCGCUAAUAAGCUAUCAUAGCGUUCUAUAUAAAUAAGUACUUAUAUUAUUGAUAAAAAGGGGAUUAUCGUUCGAAGUGUUAAUCUCAUUUCACAUAAUUUGUAUCUCAUUCAUGACUGUAUCCAUAUGUGAAGCUAUCCAAUUAUUGGAAAAUUAAAAUAUGUAGAAAUAAAUAAUGGAAUAAAUAUAAAAGAUAAUAUUAUUUAUUUCUGUUUGAUUAUAAUUUUCAUUCAAAUAAUUUAUCUUAAAUUAAGAUAUAUAUAUAUAUAUAAAUGUAAUUUAUACUAUCACUUGAAUAGUUAUUUGUUACUUAUUAUUUAUAUUAAUAACGGGUAUGUACGUAAUGAUAAUUUGAAUUUUAUUCGAAUAUAAGUAAGGAAUAAUAGUAAUUUAUUUCUUGCUGACAAAUUAAUAUGUUUUCAUUCAAUUUAUUUCGAAUUAAGAUAUUUGCACUGUUUUGAUUUAAACUAUCAUUCGAAUAAUACAUGUUUCUUAUUCGUUAUUUAUAUCAUCGAUGAGCAAUUUUUCUCUCUUUAUAUUUGGUUAAUAAUAUUUGACAUUUUUAAAAUGUUUAAUUACCGGAUAUUAUUUGUAACUCAUUUCUAUCGAAUGAAAAUGCAAAAGAUGAGUAACGUCAUAUUCGUAAUAAAAAAAAAAAAUACAGAAAAGAAACCGACUUUAAAAUUGUUUUCAUCCGUCGUUCCAUACGUCAUUUCAACUUUUUGCAAAUUUACAUAAGCAAAUAAUUAUUUGUUUUCUUUUUGUAAUCAAACGGUAAUCAUCGUGUGCUUGCGAUCGUAAUUACACGAACUCCGUUUAACGAAACGGAAAGCCAUAUUAUCUCGCGAUUUUGCGACAAGCGCAUAAUUAAAAUGUAAAAAAAAUAUGUAAUUAAAAAUAACCAGUAGCAGUUUAAUAAAUAAAAAUUAAAAUGUGUAACUCA